Molecule: messenger RNA, 2262 nt
Organism: Synchytrium microbalum
Lineage: Eukaryota; Fungi; Chytridiomycota; Chytridiomycetes; Synchytriales; Synchytriaceae
Exons: 14
Coding region: 1-2262 (753 amino acids)
Biological process (GO): monoatomic anion transport; transmembrane transport
Cellular component (GO): plasma membrane
Molecular function (GO): calcium ion binding; mechanosensitive monoatomic ion channel activity
Source: RefSeq, a predicted model, not a curated record
AUGGAAGCUGGGCAAGAGGAGAUCUCAUCAAACAGCGAUCAACCUACGGAAGUGGUUGUAGACUCGAUGCAGCCAUCUUCAUCAGCAAACAAUAUGAUCAUCAACAAUGCUUCUGAGAUAUUACAACAGCUACUGCACAAUGGACAGAUCAGUAGGGCCAGUUACGAUCUGCUCUUGAUGAGCCAAGUAAACAACGCAGCAAUUACUUCUACAUCGAGGAAUCGAUCUGUUUCAUCCCGCAAGAAAAGCGCUGGAUUGGUUCCUGCUCAUGUAGAAAGUCCUAUUCAGGAGCUGCAACACGGAGAUGAUCAGGAUUUAGGAAGCCCGAAAGUGGAUGAUGCGAAAACAUUUGACUGGGAACAUGACGAAAUCGACGUUGCUCCGACACAGUCGUCAAAAAUUGCAAAGUCAAAACGAGGGUAUUUGUCACGACGCUGGAUAAUGUCGCUGCCACUGUUUCCUCAAACGAUCUUGAUGAUUCUGCUUGGUGGCGUCGCAAUCACUAUUCCUGGGAUCAUUUCGCUUCUGCUAUGCGUACAGGAUCGUGGUGUAUACUGGACUGUCCAGCGUCCAACUUGCAUGGGCAUCGCAGGCUACCCGACUUUUGUCUUUUCUGUAUACUUUCUUAUUCUAUGGACAUUUUUCUGGGGAGAACGAUACGUCCUGACAAUACUACCGGAGGUCUUGAUUCGCCUUUCUGAUAUUUUCCUGGGAACCUCUGAUGAUGGUGAAACUAAUGCCUUUGUUGAGCACGUAAUGGACUAUCUUCGCCAUAUGAGAAGAGCUAUUGAAUUUCUGCUCUUGAGUGCCGUUGGAUUGACAAGCUUCACAACAAUCUUCACCUCUAAUGUCGAUACAACAAAUUACUACAACUGGCAACAAGUCGUCACUUUGCUAUGGAGUUCACUGCUUUGGUCGUGUUUUGUCUGGGUCGCCGAAAGGUUUCUGCUUCAGCUCUUUGCUGUCCAGUUUUCACAAAGAGCAUACUCUGAAAGAAUAGAAGCAGAAAAAUACGCUUUCCAUGUCUUGGGUUGUUUGAAUCGAGCACGCUAUCGACCAAACAAUUCCGUUGGAUUGAACGUACCCACAGACUCGGAUAUCUCAACAGACUCGUCACAUUCCGAUGAACUUGAGACGGCUGUAACAGAACUUGAGAAGCAAGCAAGAAAAACAUCGUCAACUCCUCAAAACCAUUGGUUAGGUUUGAGAAAUCGAUCAUCGUACAGCGCAGGAGUCGAGAAAUUUCAGAAGGGGAUUGAGAAGCAUGCUGUGCGAUUGGGAUUGAAUAUCAAGAAUGUUGCUGGUGUGGUUGUUGGCGUUGAGACUGGCGAGACUGCUGGAGUGCUGUUGAGGAGUCUUCAUGAUGCCAAGAUGCUCUCGAAACGGUUGUUCUUGUCAUUGAAACGUGGCUCGUCAGGAAUACUAGUCCCAGCAGAUUUCAGACCAUACUUUCCCACUCAAGCCGAGACUAUGGCCGCGUUCAAACUUCUCGAUAAAGAUGAGAACGGCGACAUCUCUCCUCAAGAAAUGAGGACCACCAUCAUUGAGAUUUAUCGAGAACGUCUGAGCCUUGACAAGUCAAUACGAGACGGCAAUCAGGCAAUGCAUAAACUUGAUGGGCUUUUGAAAGUGUUUAUGUUUGCCCUGAUUAUCUUCAUAUGCUUGGGAAUCUGGGGUGUGAAUAUCACAAAUUUCCUUGCUGGGCUGAUAUCACUUUGGCUUGGAAUCCUUUUUGCUAUUGGAGCCACGAUCAAGAAUCUGCUUGAAUCUGUUAUAUUCCUAUUUUUGACACAUCCUUAUGAUGUCGGCGAUCGUGUUGAGAUUGAUGGCAAUACAUAUAUUGUUAAAGAAUUUGCUUUGAGCGUUACCGUAUUUCGUACACCUGAUGGGAAAGAAGUCAUCGCUCCUAAUCCAGUCCUGCUAACUAAAUUCAUCAACAACAUCCGCCGAUCCGGUCCACAGGUUGAGACCGUUCUAUUGAAGCUCAGCGGUGACACCACAGAGGCCCAGCUUCAAAAAUUAAAAGAACGUCUUGGGGACUUUGCCCAACAUUCGAGUCGGGACUUCAAUAGCUCUGUCACCACACACAUCAAGGAACUGAACGAUAGCAAUCAGAUGACGGUGUCGGUCUCUAUAACGCACAAGACGAAUUGGAGCAACUUCAGCAACAAGGUUGCGAGAACCAAUCGGUUCAUGUUGGAAUUACGAAGGAUAAUGAUGGACCUCAAUAUGUCGAUCGUGAUUGUGCCGCCACCUGCGUAG